Tetrahymena thermophila SB210 is the source of this 522-nucleotide messenger RNA. Its product is annotated as tetratricopeptide repeat protein. The transcript has 3 exons. The record is from RefSeq and is a predicted model, not a curated record. Lineage: Eukaryota; Ciliophora; Oligohymenophorea; Hymenostomatida; Tetrahymenidae.
AUGUGCUCUUACAGAGAGCUAACUUAUCAAUAAUGUCCUCCUAAUGUUUACACAUAGAUGUCUAAAAGUUUGCUUUACGUUGAUUUGUACUUUGUUAGAUCAGUCUUUAAGUUUAAUCUUUUGACUCCCUCACACUAUUUCAACAUAUCUAAAUCAAAUUAUGAGAACUGCUUAGGGAAUAAUUUCACUGAGCCAUUUGAUCCCAGGUGCAGAUAGUGGUAUAUUUUUUCAAAAUAGAAUAAAGGUUAUUUUUUUUAUGAGCCUUAUUCUGACGCGUUUGAAGGGACUUUAACAAUGACUCUCUCGAGUUAGAUAAAUAAAAAUGGAUAAUUUUAAUCAGUCAAUAGUAUAGAUUUUAAUAUGAAAAUGAUAAUAGAUUAUAUUAGUAGAUUUAAAAGUGAUAACCAAUACUCAGUUUUAUUUCAUGAAUUUAAUAACACAGUAAAUAAAUAAAAUGAAUACCAUUUUUAUCUAUUAAGGUCAAUUUUUUUUAACUUAAAAAUAGUUGUUCUAUCACCAUGA